AUGUCCGCAUCUCCGCCCAACCUGCAAUCGACCAAGCGCCCGCUUGAGGAUCCCUCAUCUCCCUCGGGUCCAAAUGACCAACCCGAAGCCAAGCGUCCAGCGCUCGACAAGGUAGCACGCAACGACGCUGACGCCGAGGCCGAGGUUCAGGCUGAGGUAUCUACCGAGAAGCCCUCCACUUCUGAGGAGUCCAAGGACACUCAGGGUGAUACUGUUGUUCCGGAUGCACCCAACGGCAAGGCCCAAGCAGACACCCAACCUAUUCAGUCUACUGCUUCCCAGGGUGAGCGAACCGGUUCUCAGCCCGACAACCAGCCCUCCCAGGAUGAGUCAAGCUGGAUCCACAUUCGUGCCGUGAUUUCCAGUCCCGAGGCUGCCACUGUUAUUGGCAAGGGAGGUGAGAAUGUGUCCCAGAUUCGUCGUAUGUCUGGCGCCAAGUGCACCGUCAGCGAUUACUCCCGGGGUGCUGUCGAACGGAUCUUGACCGUGAGCGGUGCCCAGGACGCCGUCGCCAAGGCCUUUGGUCUUAUCAUCCGCACAUUGAACAAUGAGCCCAUCGACGCUCCUUCCACUGCCCAAUCCAAGACUUACCCUCUGCGUUUGCUAAUCCCCCACAUUCUUAUUGGAUCCAUCAUCGGCAAGGGCGGGAGCCGUAUUCGCGAGAUUCAGGAGGCAUCUGGUGCACGACUCAAUGCCUCCGAUGCGUGUCUACCUCUCUCGACUGAGCGCUCUUUGGUCAUUCUCGGUGUCGCCGAUGCUGUCCACAUUGCCACCUACUACGUGGCCGUGACUCUGGGCGAGCAGUUGACCGAGCGAUUUGGCGGUCCCGCCGCAUCAGCCUAUGCCACGCGCAGUGGUGGACCCGCCGGUGCUGUGCCUGGUGGCAUGCAGGUGGUUCCGUACGUCCCUCAGCCCGCCGGGGGUCAGUAUGGACACCCUGACACGUUCAAGCGCAACCAUCCCCAUCCUAACCGCGGCCAGCCUGGUGCAUAUGGUGUGCCCUACCUGCAAGGUCAGGCUCCCGCCCCCGUGGCUCAACCUGCGAUGCCCUACGGCGCUGCUGCUCACACCCCCUACGCCGGUGCUGCCCCCCACCAGCCAGCCCCCUACGUGGGUGGUCCUCAGCCUCCUGCCGGCCGUGGAGGUGCCCCGACUGCUCCUGCCCCCGUUGGUGGUGCCAUGCCCGGUCAGCCAUUGACUCAACAGAUCUAUAUUCCCAAUGACAUGGUUGGUGCUAUCAUUGGUAAGGGCGGUGCCAAAAUCAACGAGAUUCGCCACCUGAGUGGUAGCGUGAUCAAGAUCAACGAGCCUCAGGAGAACAGCAAUGAGCGCCUGGUUACCAUCACUGGUACCCAGGAAUGCAACCAGAUGGCGUUGUACAUGCUCUACUCACGACUUGAGAGCGAGAAGCAUCGUGUCUGA
Molecule: messenger RNA, 1422 nt
Organism: Penicillium oxalicum
Lineage: Eukaryota; Fungi; Ascomycota; Eurotiomycetes; Eurotiales; Aspergillaceae
Product: telomere maintenance protein PBP2
Exons: 3
Coding region: 1-1422 (473 amino acids)
Biological process (GO): regulation of gene expression
Cellular component (GO): cytoplasm; nucleus
Molecular function (GO): mRNA binding
Source: RefSeq, a predicted model, not a curated record